Pieris macdunnoughi is the source of this 981-nucleotide messenger RNA. The record is from the annotation of a GenBank genome assembly. NCBI's taxonomy places the organism in Eukaryota, Metazoa, Arthropoda, Insecta, Lepidoptera, Pieridae.
AUGACGGAAAUAAAUAGUGUAAAAAAUGAAAUUAAAUCCUCGGCGUUGGAGCUAAUUGGAAAUACCCCGCUUCUCGCGUUAGACCGUCUACAUCCGGGACCAGGUCGUAUAUUAGUGAAGUGUGAAUUUAUGAACCCGGGUGGUUCUAUAAAAUGCCGCUCAUCAUUACACAUGGUUGAAAAGGCCCGAGAACGAGGUGACCUUAAGCCCGGCGGAGAAGUCGUUGAAGUCACUUCCGGAAACCAAGGAUGCGGACUCGCCGUUGUUUGCUCGAUUUUGGGUCAUCCACUUACCGUUACUAUGUCUAAAGGAAAUUCCAUCCAACGCGCGAUUCACAUGGAAGCCCUUGGCGCGAAAUGCAUCAGGUAUCCCCUAGUCGUAGGAACUUACGGAAAUGUCACAUUCGCAGAUGUUGAACCCGCUUUGGAAGGGGCGAUGAAAAUGUCAGAAGAAACUGGUACAUUUUUCAUCCAACAAAUGGCGAAUCCAGAUAACAUUGACGCACAUUACAAGACUACAGGUCCCGAAAUAUGGCGGCAAUCGGGACACCGGGUUGAUGCUUUUGUCACUACGGUUGGUACAUCUGGAACGUUCACUGGCGUUUCUACCUAUUUGAAAGAACAAAACCCGGAUAUUCAAUGCUUCGUUGUUGAACCAGAAGGUUCACAACCGCUAAUAGGAUGCCCGAUAACGAAGCCACUUCACAUGCUCCAAGGUGCGAGCUAUGGAGUUGUUCCCGAUUUAUUCAAGUCGGAUCUGAUGGAAGAUAGUAUUAGUGUUACUGAUGAAGAGGCAGUGCAUUAUAAGGAUCUGAUUGGAACAAAGGAAGGAUUGUUUGUUGGUUAUACAAGUGGUGCAAACGUUGCAGCGGCCGUGAAGUUGUUAAACUCGGGAAAAGUACCCAAAGAUGCAUGGAUCGUUACUAUACUAUGUGACACUGGAUUGAAAUAUACUCCUGUACCCGAAAACUUGAUAAAAUAG